Molecule: messenger RNA, 1161 nt
Organism: Psammomys obesus (fat sand rat)
Lineage: Eukaryota; Metazoa; Chordata; Mammalia; Rodentia; Muridae
Product: putative ankyrin repeat domain-containing protein 19
Exons: 7
Coding region: 1-1161 (386 amino acids)
Molecular function (GO): protein binding
Source: RefSeq, a predicted model, not a curated record
AUGGGAGGAAAAUGCAGCCGAGAGGGAGGGAAGAGUGCUUUGGAUUCCACAGGCUUCUCUGCACUCUGUUGCUGUCAGAAGAAGAAUCACGAAGAGAUGCCCUUGGGUUUCUGUGACAGCCAAGCUCCGAGAAGCAAGCUGUACCUCGGGACCCAGGACCCUGCUUACUUAGACAUGGCCUACUUUCCUGACAACGACCUGCACAUGGCCGCCUGCGCAGGGGACUUGCCUUUUGUGCGGCUGUACUUCACUCUGGGUAAAUACGAAGCCAACCACAGAGACAAGGAGAACAGGAAUGCCAUGCACUUCGCCUGCUUCUAUGGACAUCUAGAACUGGUGAGGUAUCUCUGGAGGCGUGGCUGUGAGAUUAAUGUACGUGACAAUCAUAACAUCACACCCCUGAUGAAGGCUGUCCAAAGCUGGGAAGAGGAAAUCGUGUGUUUUCUGCUAGAGCAUCAUGCUAACCCGCACAUUAAAGACAGCGGGGGUAACACUGCCCUUCACUAUGCCGUCUAUGCUGGGAACUCAGCAGCCGCUGCCACGCUGCUGCAGUACGGAGCAGACAUUGAGGAAAGAACGAAAGAUAACCUCACACCAUUAUUGCUUGCUCUCAGGGAAAACAGACUGAAGAUGGCACAAUUUUUAGUAAAGAUGGAAGCAAGUAUACAUGCAGUUGACUCUCAGAGAAGAAAUUCUCUCAUGUAUGCUGUAAGAUGUGAUUCACCAGUUAUGGUCAACCUUCUUCUUCAACAAGGUGUGGACAUGAAUUUGAAAGAUUUGUUUGGAUGGACUGCUUUACGCUAUGCUAUUGAAGGUGAUCGUGAGGUGAGGACAAUCCUUUUGGAGUAUGAGCAUAACCCAAUACAAGGUUUAAGAGAGAGGAAUCAAGACCCUGAGUGGCUAGGUCAAAGCAACCCACUGCAACACCUGCAAGAGUUGUCAGAGACCCUCCUUUCACCCCAGCCUGCUUGCAGCAACAGGAACAGCCAAAAUGGCAGCUCCUGUCAGAACAGUGAUGCCACCUUUGCCAUCUUGCCAUCUUUGGAUGCCACAUGGAAGCUGUCCAAGGUGUCUUCACCUUCUUUCCUGCUUCAGCCUGCUUAUGUCACUGUCCAUGGUGGCAGCUCCUCUUCUCCAGUCUCUGUUGGCAAUUCAUGCUGA